This is a messenger RNA of Felis catus (domestic cat), 3976 nucleotides long. RefSeq names its product APC down-regulated 1 (gene APCDD1). The transcript is spliced from 5 exons. The record is from RefSeq and is a predicted model, not a curated record. Bases 60 to 2357 code for a protein of 765 amino acids. Gene Ontology annotation, molecular function: Wnt-protein binding. Gene Ontology annotation, cellular component: plasma membrane. Gene Ontology annotation, biological process: negative regulation of Wnt signaling pathway. NCBI's taxonomy places the organism in Eukaryota, Metazoa, Chordata, Mammalia, Carnivora, Felidae.
GGACGGCGAAGGGCACCUCUUUCCUGGCCUGCGGGUGCGCGGAGGCCGAAGAGGAGGAGAUGGAGGGGGAAAGGGGCGCUGAGCCCAGGGCGAGGAGAGGGGGCGCCGGCGGGAGGGAGGAGGAUAAGAAACGGGAGGGGAAAGGAAGGUGGAGGGGAGCGGGAGGGGAGGAGGCGGGAGGAGGCGAAGGGGCUGGAGAGGAGGACAAGGAGGAGGCUGGAAGGGGAAGCUGGAGAGGCGGUGCCCCACCCGCCCUUUCAAGUCUCCGCGCCCCCGGCCCCCGGCGGCGGCCCGGGAGGCGGUGGCGCGGCGUCGCCGCCCCGACUCCUCCCCCGGCCCCUCCCCCGGCCCGCGGCACGGCCGCCCCGCCGGCGGCGCUCGGGAAAUAUGAAGAGACGCUGCAGCUGCGGCGGCGGUGGCGGCCACUGCAGCUCCGAGCGGCGCGCGGCGGCAGAGGCGGCGGCGGCGGCCGGGACGGGACGCGGACGGCACGGGAGCCUGAAGGCCGGGAGCGCGGACAGGGCCGGGCCGGGCGCGCGGGGCCCGACGGCGCCCAGGGAGCGCGCGCCCCGCAGCCCCCGCGCCGCGCCCCUGGGGCAUGGGGCGCGCCGCGGCCGCCUGACGCGCGGGGCCUGGGCCGGCCGCCCGUGUCCCCGCGCCGCCGCGCUCGCCUCGCCGGGCGCCGCCGCCUCGUCGCGUCCUCCGGGCUGGAGGCGGGGGGACAGAGCGCGCGCGGCGCCGCGGCCGUUCCCGGGGAGCGGCGUCCCUGGCCGGCGGGCGGCUCGCGCGGUCCCGGAGGAGGACUGGAGAUGUCCGGUCUGUGCCGCCUCCUGCUCGCGUACCUGUUCCCGGCCCUCCUGCUUCACGGGCUGGGAGAGGGUUCUGCCCUCCUUCAUCCUGACAGCAGAUCCCAUCCCAGAUCCUUAGAGAAAAGUGCCUGGAGGGCUUUCAAGGAAUCACAGUGCCAUCACAUGCUCAAACAUCUCCACAAUGGCGCCAGGAUCACUGUGCAGAUGCCACCAGCGAUCGAGGGCCACUGGGUGUCCACUGGCUGUGAAGUGAGGUCGGGCCCAGAGUUCAUCACAAGGUCCUACAGAUUCUACCACAACAACACCUUCAAGGCCUACCAGUUCUAUUAUGGCGGCAACAGGUGCACGAGCCCCACCUACACCCUCGUCAUCCGGGGCAAGGUCCGCCUGCGCCAGGCCUCCUGGAUCAUCCGCGGGGGCACUGAGGCUGACUACCAGCUGCACAAUGUGCAGGUCGUCUGCCACACGGAGGCCGUCGCCGAGAGGCUCAGCCAGCUGGUGAACCGCACGUGCCCCGGCUUCGUGCCCGCCGGGGGCCCCUGGGUGCAGGACGUGCCCUACGACCUGUGGCGAGAAGAGAAUGGCUGCGAGUGCACCAAGGCCGUGAACUUCGCCAUGCACGAGCUGCAGCUCAUCCGCGUGGAGAAGCAGUACCUCCAGCACAACCUGGACCGCCUGGUGGAGGAGCUCUUCCUCGGGGACAUCCACACCGACGCCUCGCAGAGGAUGUUCUAUCGGCCGUCCAGUUACCAGCCCCCGCUGCAGAAUGCCAAGAACCACGACCACGCCUGCAUAGCCUGCCGCAUCAUCCACCGGUCAGAUGAGCACCGCCCGCCGCUCCUGCCCCCCAAGGCUGACCUGACUGUCGGGCUGCACGGCGAGUGGGUGAGCCAGCGCUGCGAGGUGCGGCCCGAGGUCCUCUUCCUCACGCGCCACUUCAUCUUCCAUGACAACAAUAACACCUGGGAAGGGCAUUACUACCACUACUCCGACCCCGUCUGCAAGCACCCCACCUUCACCAUCUACGCCAAGGGCCGCUACAGCCGGGGCGUGCACUCCUCCAGGGUCAUGGGAGGAACUGAGUUUGUGUUCAAAGUGAACCACAUGAAGGUCACCCCCAUGGAUGCGGCCACAGCCUCGCUCCUCAACGUCUUCAAUGGGAACGAGUGUGGGGCCGAGGGCUCCUGGCAGGUGGGCGUCCAGCAGGACGUGACCCACACCAACGGCUGUGUGGCGCUGGGGAUCAAGCUACCUCACACCGAAUACGAGAUCUUCAAAAUGGAGCAGGAUGCCCGCGGCCGCUAUCUGCUGUUCAACGGCCAGAGGCCCAGCGACGGGUCCAGUCCGGACAGGCCUGAGAAGAGGGCCACCUCCUAUCAGAUGCCCUUAGUCCAGUGUGCGUCUUCUGCGCCCAGAGCCGAGGACUUCUCCGAGGACCACCGGGGUCACCAGUAUGGGAGCCGGGCGCCAGGGAGGAGCGCUCGUCCCCUGCUCCUGGCCACGCUUGCUGGCCUUUUGACUCUCCUGCAGUGGCACGUCCUCAGAUAGAAGUUGUUAAAAAGCUAUAUGUUUUUCCACACCAGGAUUCCUUACAACUUACAGGUUUUCUUUACAAAAAGGAAGGACACUUCUUGUGAUGCACUUGAAUGGCCGAGAACUGUGGCUCCUUUUCUGCUGUCCGGCCCCCUCCCUCCCGGCCUGAGUCCUGAGCAGCGCUGUUUGAAGUUCCUGCUUUGAACUCCGUCCAUGGGAUCCCAGGCCUGAGUGCCUUCUCAAGAGUAAUUGCACUUUAAGACCGCAGAGAGUGUCGAGCUAGUGUGUGUGGUAGAGGGGGCAGGGUGACAGCUAAGUCCUCUUCUUUUCUUCCCUGUAAUUAUUAUUAAAUUUCCGAGUUAAACUUAAAUGGAUAUCAAGCUAUGGCGUAUUUUUGCCACUAUACCGCAGUCGCUUCCUGUCCUCCCUCAAAACUGCUUUAUGACCUGGGAAUCCAGUGUGGAGUUGGUUUGGAACUGCAAUCAAGACACCUUUCAUUAAUAAAGAAGAGACUUGGGUGUAGAUAUGUACAUAGGGAAAGACACAGGGUUUAGCUUAACCACCUCGACAGCCUUUAUGCAAAACAAAAGGAGGGAAUCCACGCUGUCAGAUGUUGAGUGCAAAAGUAUCUGUAAUUAAAGUUUCAACAUAAUUUAAAGUAUCAUUGUUUUAACUGGUGGGGAAAGGAGACUCGGUCUCUGGGUGGCUGCAGGACGCACACUGCUUUAUUCCUGCUCCGUUGACGAGGGCGGUUGAGCAAAUAUCAAAAGCAGUACAGACAGGAGCAGUGACCUCCGGGAUGGUCACAGUGUGUUAAAUGCCACCUUACUGAUAGAAAGUGCCUGUUCCUUCCACAGUUGCCUCUUCGUGGGACCGUCGUCCUGGCUCAUGGUGUUUCUGGUGAGGGGCGACCAGACGUCUUCACUCUGCCGUCUCUGCUAACUUCAAAGAUGACUGUUCAGAGACCACGCUUUGCUGUUAAGGGGCCUGGCCGUUCAGAGAGUGCAGUGAAGGCACCCUCACGGGGGCGCUGCACUAGACCCUCGACUCGUGUGAAACCCAGGCUCUGGGUAAAGCCGCUUUCUCAUCGGACAUGCCAGCUUGACUCGAUUUCUGUCCUGCUGUUGCCUUGGCCGUGUGGCAGAGAGUCUCAGGGUCACCUUCUACAGAAUCUGUGAGCGUCUUCCUCACAGGCACUGGGAGGGCGCCUGAGUCACGUCUGCCCAUUACUUUGGAUUAUUACAAACGGUGCUGUCUGCACACCAAGUGCUAUGAUGGAGGGAAAUAGCAAGUCACUGAAAGCCUGGAUGCAACCGGAAGUGAGCAUCAAACCAUGCUCAAGGUCAAGAGUCGUACUUGUAUUUAAAAAUUAACUUUGUGAAAUGCUGUAGCAUUCAGGAUGGUGAUAAGCUAAAUGGAUAGCAUGGAGCACCAAAGUGCUUUAUCUUUAGAAUAUAUUUUAAGUUGUGGUGCAUACUGAGGGGGUUUAUUCAAAUGAAAAUACUAACUUAAAUGUCUGCCAAGUUUCAUAAACAAAGAUGUCAACGAUACUCCCACAGAAUACAUUUUGCCUGUGGAUCUAUUUAAUACUAAUGCUAUCUUUAAAGGAUAUAAUAAAAUUAUGUGGAAAACUA